Molecule: messenger RNA, 213 nt
Organism: Guyanagaster necrorhizus
Lineage: Eukaryota; Fungi; Basidiomycota; Agaricomycetes; Agaricales; Physalacriaceae
Exons: 1
Source: RefSeq, a predicted model, not a curated record
AAAGCUCUGAAAGAUAUGUAUGAGUCCAGAAGACCUAUGGGAAUUGUCCUUGUCAGAAGGAAAUUCUUCAGAGCUCAGUGUGAAGAAGGAGGAAAUAUAGAGGAGCACAUUAGGACUAUGAGAUCCUAUCAGGAGGAGCUGGCAUCUCUUAAGCAGAAAGUUAAGGAGGAGGACUUCUCUAUUACACUGCUUACAUCACUCUCAGAAUCAUAG